Macrosiphum euphorbiae (potato aphid) is the source of this 861-nucleotide messenger RNA. Lineage: Eukaryota; Metazoa; Arthropoda; Insecta; Hemiptera; Aphididae. The record is from the annotation of a GenBank genome assembly.
AUGGCAUCAUUAAAAGUUAAGCUAAAAGCAUGUUCUUUACCACUCUUACCGUCAUUAGUAGAAGAACAUAAUAAACAAGUGGAACAAAAAAUAACAAUGAUGCGUACUGAUGAAAAAUUUAAUGCUAUUUUUGAGGAAGCAAAACAAUUUUCCGAAGAACAUUUUGGUGAUUUUAAUAUGAAUAAUUUAAUGUCAUUUAGAAAUCGAAAAAGAAAUGUAGUUCGGCGAUCAGUAAUUGAUAUUAUUCUACAACAACUUAGCGAUAGAUUUGAUAAAAAUACCAUAUCUGUAAUGAAAGAUAUAGGUUUAUUAUCCAUAAAGCGUAUAAAAGAAGUUGGCCCUGUGCCCCAAGAUGCAUUCAGUAAAAUAUGUGAUGUCUAUGGAAUUGAUCAAGAGCGUGUAAGAAAUGAUUACAUACUAUUAAAAAGUGUUAUCAAAGAUUUAGAUCUCAAUUUACUGACAAAAUUACCAGCUAAAUUACAUGAUGACUAUGAAGAACAUAUAAGCGAUUCAAAUGAAAGCAAUGGAGAAGAUGAAGAAGAACAGCAAAACUUAAAUAAUUUUGGAAGCUUAGGAAAUAUUUUUGAAAUAAUUAAUACCAUGAAUAUUAAAUCAGAAUUUGAGCAUUUGUACACAAUAAUUAAAAUAAGUUUAACAUUGCCUACAUCUAGUUGUACUGUUGAACGAAGUUUUUCCAAAUUAAAAAUCAUCAAAUCCAGACUGCGUUCCACUAUGGAUCAAAACAGACUUGAGAAUUUAAUGAUUAUUUCUUGUGAACAGGAUAUAAACAUAGAUGUGUCAAAGGUAACAGAUACAUUUGCGAGAAAGACACCAGUAUUAACUAAGUUAUUAACAUUUUAA